AUGAUGAUGUUUGAGGAGAUGGGGUUUUGUAAUGAUUUGGACACGAUGUCUAUUGUCCUCGGGGACGAGGAUAUCAGCGCCCGACAAACUGAUCCAGAGGCGAUAGUUGAGGAUGAUUUCAAUGAUGAAGAAAUUGGGGUAGAUGAGCUUGAAAGGAGGAUGUGGAAGGACAAGAUGCGUCUCAAGCGAUUGAAGGAGCAUAGUAAAUCUAAGGAAGGAAUUGAUGCGGUGAAGCAAAGACAAUCUCAAGAACAGGCAAGGAGGAAAAAGAUGUCCAGGGCUCAAGAUGGAAUGUUGAAGUACAUGCUGAAGAUGAUGGAGGUUUGCAAGGCACAAGGAUUUGUUUAUGGGAUAAUCCCCGAGAAGGGGAAACCAGUGACAGGAGCAUCUGAUAAUCUUCUUGAAUGGUGGAAGGAUAAGGUCAGAUUCGAUCGAAAUGGUCCAACUGCCAUAGCCAAAUACCAAGCUGAUCAUUCUAUACCUUGCAAGUGCGGAGACCCACCUCCGAUUUUGGUUAGAGAGAGAGGUGAGAAGGAGAGAAUCUGGAACCCUAAUUACAUAUGACGAAAAUCAAUUUGCCUAAUUACCCCGAUUACCCUAAUUUCAUUUUUAAUUUUAACCCUAAUUUUAUUAUAUUUCUACGUCACGAUUAAUAU
Messenger RNA from Vigna radiata var. radiata (mung bean), 656 nucleotides. Its product is annotated as protein ETHYLENE INSENSITIVE 3-like. Gene Ontology annotation, cellular component: nucleus. The transcript has a single exon. Gene Ontology annotation, molecular function: DNA-binding transcription factor activity; DNA binding. Bases 1 to 564 code for a protein of 187 amino acids. The record is from RefSeq and is a predicted model, not a curated record. NCBI's taxonomy places the organism in Eukaryota, Viridiplantae, Streptophyta, Magnoliopsida, Fabales, Fabaceae.